AUGGCUCCAGGUGUUCGACGACCGGUUCGUGUGGGAGGUGCGAGUGGAGGAUUCAGUGAUCGCGUACGAGCUAUAUCGUCUCUGGCCGCGAAUGAAGACGUCGAUGUCAUGGUUGGAGAUUGGCUGUCAGAGAUGAAAAUGACAAUCCACGGCUCCGGCAAACAGCGAAUCCUAAAAGACCUCUCAAGCAAAAGCCAACAAUUCUCCACCCUCGACUUCGAACAACAACUCCAAACCGCCAUGUUCGCCGAGAACUUCAUGGACUGCUUCGAGCCCGCCAUCGACAGCCUCGCCCGACGCGGCAUCAAACUGGCCGUCAACGCAGGGGCAUCCGAUACCGAAGUCCUCGCCAAGCGCGUGCAGCAAAAGGUCAAGGACAAAGGCUACAAUCUCAAAGUCGCGUGGAUCGAGGGCGACGAGCAGACGGAUAAUGUGAGGAAAUUGAUCAAGCAGGGCGAGACGUUCGAGUCUUUGAUGCAUGGGCGCAAGAUCCAGGAUUGGGAGCAGGAGAUUGUUUGUGCGCAGUGCUACCUUGGUGGGCUGGGGAUUGCGGAGGCGUUGAGGCAGGGGGCGGAUAUUGUCAUCGCUGGGAGAGUUGCAGAUGCUGCGCCGACGAUUGGAGCUGCCGCUUGGUGGCAUGAAUGGGACAGUAGCCAGUUGGACGAGCUCGCCGGGGCUCUCGUUGCCGGUCAUCUGAUCGAAUGUUCGGCCUACGUAACCGGAGGUUACAUGUCGUCCUUCAAAGACCUUUUGAAGCAAGGCAAGCAUCUCAACGUUGGUUUCCCAAUCGCAAGUGUGGAUCAUCGUGGGCGCAUUACCAUCACCAAGGAGAAGAACACGGGCGGAUGUGUGACGGUCGACUCAGUUACCAGUCAGCUCCUCUACGAGAUCCAAGGUCCCCUGUACUACAACAGCGAUGUGGUAGCGCAGCUUGAAGGUAUCAACAUCGAACAGGUCGGCGAAGAUGAAGUCUUCGUGAGCGGUAUUCGUGGCCUUCCUCCUCCAGAUACCACCAAAGUCGGCAUCAGUGGAUUCGCAGGUUGGCAAGCCGAAUAUCACAUCUACCUCGCCGGCCUCGACAUCGACGAGAAGUGUCAGUUGGCGGAAGAACAGAUCCGGUAUGAACUGGGCGAGGAGCGCCUCAAGAAGUUUAGUUGUCUCAAGUUCAUGCGCAAUGGAGACUCGCCGAUCGAUGCCAGGAACCAGGACAUCGCCACGGUGGACUUCCGCAUCUUCGCGCAGUCGAAAGACCGCGAGCUGUUGAACAUGAGAAAUCCAGAAGGCUUCUUCCGAAUCAGCAUGGUUAACUUCCUGAUGUCAUGUCCAGGCGCGUCGCUGGGAAAUGAUAUGAGACAGGCGGAAGGGAAGCCAUUCUACGAGUACUGGCCGGCUCUUCUGCCGCAAUCUCAUGUCAAUCACCGUGUCCACCUUUUGUUCGAGCCAGAGGCAGGCUCGAAACAAAUCAUUGACGUGCCGGCUCCGACGCAGACUGAGAAACACCAACGCCAGCAGCCAUCGUAUGAGGCAUCAAACCCCGCGAAGCUGGAGGCCUUUGGAGAAACAGUCAGAGGGCCCCUAGGAACGAUCGUGCUUGGACGCUCCGGCGACAAGGCUAGCGACUGCAACGCUGGCUUCUUCGUCCGGCCAUCGCCAAACGAAGAGCUCUGGGACUGGCUUCGAACCGUACUGACAGUGGACAAGAUCAAAGAGCUACUGGGUCCAGAGGAAGUCCACAAGUUCGGCAAACCCGAGUUGCGCGUUGAUCGUUUCGAGAUGCCGCAUAUUCGCGCUGUGCAUUUCCUCUUGCACGAUCAUCUUGACCGUGGCUACGAUUCCUGCUCGACAUAUGAUACGCUUGGUAAGAAUUGCCUCGAGUAUCUGCGAGCUAAGACGGUCGAUAUUCCGAAGAGAUUCUUAGAAUAUGCGACGAUAUAG
Messenger RNA from Zasmidium cellare ATCC 36951, 1935 nucleotides. RefSeq lists its product as uncharacterized. The record is from RefSeq and is a predicted model, not a curated record. NCBI's taxonomy places the organism in Eukaryota, Fungi, Ascomycota, Dothideomycetes, Mycosphaerellales, Mycosphaerellaceae. Bases 1 to 1935 code for a protein of 644 amino acids. The transcript has 4 exons.